CACAUGUUCUAUUUACCUCUCUCUCCCUUCCCCCUCCAUUCUCUCUCUCUCUCUCCUAUUGAAGUUUGUGUACAGUAGUCAAGGCUUGCAGUCGAAUCGGCCUAUCAUCCCUUCGCCGCGUAUACAAAUAAGAUUUACCAGCAUUCCGAUAACAUGUAUUUUUGGAAGUCUGAAGUAAAAUAAACAGCGAUUUUUGUUGUUUGGGACGGUGCGGUGUCCACUUUGCAAGUAAUUAUGAAGAGGCUCGUCUGAAGAUAACACCUUGUGUAUACAUAUACACCAUCGGGAGAACUGUCUUGCAACUGGAUGUCAUGUCCAUAUAGGCUGCACAAGAAUCGAACAAAAUAUAUAAUAAAAUGGCAAUUCUGACCAUUUCAUGACGUCACUCGCAUGGCUGGUACAACGAUCACCAUGCCUCAAGUACGAUACUACCAUCACGGUCGCUACUAUCGCCCAGCUCGGUCGAUGCCCCUCCUUCCUCCACUAUCGCUCGUACCAGCGGUCGACACAUCCAGUCACCAUAAACUGAACCUGGGAUGCCAUGACGAAGACGAGGCGAUCGCUAGGCGAUGGAGAACGACGAGGGAAAAGGAGUUUCGGUGGAUGAUUCGAUAUAUCGGCGAAAGUUUAACGGGAGAGAAUAUCGCCGAUAUGAGAUUCCUAUGCAGAGACCAUGUCCAACCACCGGAUGUCUUGCGGCAAGCAAUGAAAGGAGGUCGACUGAUGUCCAUCCUGGAACGACAUCGUCUUCUGGCCGAGAACAGUCUCUUCUUCCUCCAGACCCUCCUCUACUACAUCGCCCGUCCCGACCUCUACGAACUCGUCCUCGAAUACCGCACCAAGCGACAGAACGACAUGCGGAAGAUCGGCGUCGAGAUCAUGUAUGAUAUGUGUAAACCCGACGACAGGGGCAUCUCUAUGACCAAAGAACUCAAGUCGUUCCGGAAGAGCCUCAAGCCUCGAUCACGGUUCAACACUGUCGACAUCCAAACCAUGAUGAAAAGGAUGUCAGCUCUGAAGGCGAAGAUGAAGUCCAAGCUCCCGAGGACCAUCGACCACGGGUACACAGACUCCGUGAUGACCUCGGCAUCGAUGAGCGAUGAUAGUGAAUGGACGGAUGUCGAUACGGACGAUGAGGGUGAUAUCGAUGAGCUUGAUGAUGGGGAUUCUCGAGGCGACACAGAGGCAGGGAGAAUAGCGAAUCUUCCGCAAAUUAGUAAGACACUGGAUGGUGCGAUUAAGGCCAGUGGAGAGGAGUGCGAUGGAAAAGAGAGUGUGCGAUUGCCGAAAAUCGUUCCGAAGAGGAAGGUCGAGGUCGAAAUAAAAACUGGUCGCGAUGGCGAGGACGAUUCGGAGGUUGACACCGGCGAUGGAAAAAGCACUGUUGGAAGUAGCCAGUCGGGAUUUGUUGAGGAUUUGUUAGGAGUGGUUCGCAUCCCUGGACCUGUAAAGCCGAUCUAUAACUUCACCCACAGGUCUAACGAGUUCCUGGACUUGAAAAUCAACGGCAAGCAAACGUAUAACGACGAUGACGUCAUCGCGUGUGUCCGUGACGUCAACAAGGUAACAAGUGGCCGCAGCAAUGAUCUCGACAAAGCUAAUAAGAACGAUGCCGAUUUGGAUGCCCUUUCGAUAACGCAGGCAAAGAGCCUUACAACGACGGCAGUCAAACCCGUCCCCAUGAAAUUCAAAGUGCUUCGACGGAAAUACCGAAUGGAAUCCCCUGGCCGAAGAGCUCGGAGAAUCGUUAAGAGACACAAGCCGCCGAAACCUCUACCCCAGAUCAAACCAGAAAUGACCGACCACAGUGGUCUCAAAUCAGAAAUGCCCGACCACAGUGUUCAUCAAUCGAGCAAUUUAGCCGAAUUAGCCCAGAUUAAGAGAACGCACAGCAUACCAAAGCACCUGCCACAGCGAGUGAACUUUCUUCCCGAUAUCUACGACAAAUACGCCCGGAAAUCCGUGUCCACGGCGUCGACGAAAGUGUCGACAAAAACGCCGACGAGUAGAAAGAGCAGAAAAAGAUGAAAAUAAUAUAUCUUUAUUAAUUUGUGUGCUUAUAUUAAUUGAAAUUUACUACAUCAACAUCCGUGGAUCUUUUAUAUAUCGAGAUUUGUUAUCCCUUUUUAUAUCAUUGUUGAAAAGGGGUUAAUCCAUGAUUGACCAUUCUGCAAUUUCAAUAUAGAUUUUCUUUAAAGACUUGCACAGCCAUGUUAGCAUCCAUAUGUUCAUUUAUUUCAUACAAGAUUCAAGAGCAAUGUUAGUAGAUGAUCUAUCUUGUGAUAAAGGCCGUUCCGGGAAUCGAACCCUGAACUUCCAUGAUGUAGUCGAACGCCGAAGACCACUCGACCACGGCACCGGCAGAAACAGAUGGAAUAGGUACAACGCACCCCCCCCCUUACCCCAGAACACAUCAAGAUGAUCUAUGAUCCAAGUUAG
Lytechinus variegatus (green sea urchin) is the source of this 2439-nucleotide messenger RNA. RefSeq lists its product as uncharacterized. The coding region runs from base 391 to 2028 and encodes 545 amino acids. The transcript is spliced from 4 exons. Lineage: Eukaryota; Metazoa; Echinodermata; Echinoidea; Temnopleuroida; Toxopneustidae. Gene Ontology annotation, molecular function: protein binding. Gene Ontology annotation, biological process: regulation of apoptotic process. The record is from RefSeq and is a predicted model, not a curated record.